Messenger RNA from Protopterus annectens (West African lungfish), 1199 nucleotides. RefSeq names its product exosome component 8 (gene EXOSC8). The transcript has 11 exons. Gene Ontology annotation, cellular component: nuclear exosome (RNase complex); cytoplasmic exosome (RNase complex). Gene Ontology annotation, biological process: U1 snRNA 3'-end processing; exonucleolytic trimming to generate mature 3'-end of 5.8S rRNA from tricistronic rRNA transcript (SSU-rRNA, 5.8S rRNA, LSU-rRNA); nuclear mRNA surveillance. The coding region runs from base 270 to 1106 and encodes 278 amino acids. The record is from RefSeq and is a predicted model, not a curated record. Lineage: Eukaryota; Metazoa; Chordata; Ceratodontiformes; Protopteridae.
UGUGUGGAGAAAUAUGUAGCGCCACCUUCUGGGAAACGUACUCUGUAGUCUCAAAAAGUGUGUGUUGUGAAUUCGCGGGGAAAAAACAUUUACAAUACUGUAUACAAAAUACACAAAUCAAGGCCAAGUAUAACUCGCCUACCCCAUUUAUCAUAUUCCCUUAUUUAAAACAAACAAACAAAAGCAAUGUUGAAAUAGCUAGUGUAUUGGAGAUUUCAGUUUGCGUUUUGGAGUCUAUACGUUUCUCAUUCACGUGGACCUAUAAAAAUAUGGCGACUGGAUUUAAGACUGCGGAGCCUUUGGAAUAUUACAGAACAUUUUUGAAAGAUAACUGUCGGCCUGAUGGACGGGAGCUUGGUGAAUGCAGAACAACCACCCUCAACAUAGGUUCAAUAACUACUGCAGAUGGGUCUGCCUUAGUAAAGCUGGGUAAUACUACCGUGGUGUGUGGUAUUAAAGGGGAGUUUGCUGUACCACCUUUGGACUCCCCAAAUACUGGAUACAUUGUCCCUAAUGUAGAUUUGUCACCUCUCUGUUCGGCAAGAUUUCGACCUGGACCUCCAGGAGAACAGGCACAAGCUGCUAGUCAGUUCAUUGCAGAAGUUAUAGAAAAUUCUCAGGUUAUACAGAAGGAAGAUCUUUCUAUUGAAAAUGGGAAACUGUCAUGGGUACUGUAUUGUGACAUCAUGUGCCUCGACUAUGAUGGAAAUAUUUUGGAUGCUUGCACAAUAGCUUUGCUUGCAGCCUUGACAAAUGUGCUCUUACCAGAGGUGUGCAUCAGUGAAGAAACUGGCUUAGCAGAAGUAAAUCUAAAAGUGAAAAAACCUUUAAAUAUCGUAAAACAUCCAGUUGCCACUUCAUUUGCAAUAAUUGAUGACACAGUCAUUAUAGUUGAUCCCACUGGAGAGGAAGAAAAUCUAGCAACUGGAAUGCUUACAAUAGUAACGGAUGAAGACAACAGACUGUGUACUGUACACAAAUCAGGUGGCAGUCCCCUGUCAGGAGAAAAGCAGCAAGACUGCAUCAGCCGGGCAAUGACAAGACACAAAGAAGUCAGGAAAAUGCUUGAUGAAAUGAACAAAAGUGUAAAGACAAAGAAUGGCUAAAUUAUUUAAAAGUAGUUUGUUUUAAAAAUGUGUUUGUUAUUAAAAAGUAUUUUGUAAUAAAACAAGAGACAAUACAUUACUGUAAUCAAUUUA